Messenger RNA from Cladocopium goreaui, 2832 nucleotides. The record is from the annotation of a GenBank genome assembly. Lineage: Eukaryota; Dinophyceae; Suessiales; Symbiodiniaceae.
AUGGCGUUUGGUCGUUGGUCCAUUUCGUUAUUUUUGGUUGGGCUGUGCAGAGCACAGAAGGCGAUCGUGGGAAGCUUUGGAACUUAUCCAGGUUACACAGGUAGCUUGUCCUCAGUUUCCGGCGUGAUGUCGGUGGACACAUGGUCCUCGGGCGUUCAAACGCUCUCCUGGUCCUUGUCCAAUGUGGACUCCCGGUGCGCCGAGGCCUGCCCAGCCACAAACUGCUGCGGCGUGCACAUCCACGUGGGGAAGACCUGCUCCGUUGCAGCAGACAUCGGAGGCCACUAUUAUGACUCCACGACUUACACUACCGACCCGUGGCUCACUGUGAUGUACAACGCCACCGACAGUCCCAGCAACACUCUGAGCUUGCCCGUGACCACCGGUCUCACCGCGAGCGACAUCUUGGGCCGUGCCAUGGUGAUCCACGACUUCGAGGGAGGACGUAUCGCCUGCGGCAUCAUCAAGGAGGCCACUGUGAGCUCCUUCAGCGCCUAUCCGGGCUACACGGGAAAUUUGAUGUCAGUGGGAUCUGCGCUGAUCGACUCAGGGUUCGGGAAGCAGACUCUUUCUUGGAUCUUCCAGUCAGGCUUGGACACGCGCUGCAGUGAAGCUUGCAUGGCACCCAACUGCUGCGGCGUUCAUAUCCAUGUGGGCUUUGACUGCACAGAUGCCAGCACCAUCGGUGGACACUGGUGGAAUUCAGAUGCACUCGAGGCGGACCCAUGGCAGACCAUCAUGUACAACACAACCGGUGGCAUGCCGUCAGUCGCCAGCAGCAUCGAAGUCGACACGCAGCUGAGCACCGUGCAGAUCAACAAGCGGGCGCUCGUGAUUCACGACUUCACUGGUGCGCGCAUUGCCUGCGGGAACAUCAUGAUGCCCGUCAGCGAAGCCAUUGUCUCCAGCUUUUCGUUGUACCCGGGCUCUAGCUCCAGCCUGACCGUGGAAGGCGUGAUGUCCGUGAUCAGCUCUGAAGAUGCCUCCGGCACUCAGACCUUGUCGUGGUCUUUGACCGGCCUGGACCCCGCGUGUGCCAACACCUGCACCGUGCCCAACUGCUGCGGGGCUCACAUCCACGUGGGAACGGAUUGCAGCGAUGCGAGCACCAUUGGAGGCCACUAUUGGGAUAGCAGCGACUAUACAACUGACCCUUGGCAGACGGUCAUGUACAACUCCAGCAGCCUCGGCAGCAACGCUGCCAGCGUCGCCGUGGCCACGGGCCUCGGCGCCAGCGACGUCUUGGGAAGGGCCAUGGUGAUCCACGACUCCACGGGGGCGCGUAUCGCCUGCGGCAUCAUCCAGCCGGCCAAUGUGCCCAGUUUCGCAGCCUAUCCUGGCUACACGGGCAACCUGGCCACUGCAGGAGUGAUGUCGGUGCAAGCAACCGGCACCACUCAAACCUUGUCGUGGGUUCUCACUGCUGGACUUGACACGCAGUGCACCGGCACCUGUACGGCCCCGAAUUGCUGCGGCGUGCACAUCCACACGGGCAUGGACUGCAGCGAUUCUAGUACCAUUGGUGGCCACUUCUAUGAUUCCACUGCCUUGACCACAGAUCCUUGGCUCACCAUCACGUACGACGCCAGCACCAUGCCCAGCGUGAUGAAGGACGUAGCGGUUCAAAGCGGCAAGACGGCUUCGGAGAUCGAGGGUCGCACCAUGGUGAUCCACGACUCCACGGGGGCCAGGAUCGCCUGUGGCACGAUUUCGCUGGACGCGAUGACACCCACCACGACGCAGCUGAUCGACGCUGCUUGGUGGGCGGUAGGACAGAUUAUGAGGGCCAGGCCAUUUGAAGGCAAGCAAAGAGGAUGUGCAGACAUGCUGCUGCAAAGCAACGGCAGCGCCAAGUUUCAGCGGAUGUCGUCCUUAGACUUGAAGGGCCACUUUGACCUCAUCGUGGAUGCGGGCGAAUUGGCGGCGCUUGGUUUCGUCAUGGAUCUGGCGAACUUUCGCUGGGAUGCGCUCGCACAUGUGGAGGAGUUGCUUCGUUUGAUCUUCAGCUCCCUUCGCCUCUUCGCCUCUUCGAAGAGCUGCUUGCGAUUGUACCUGGCGCCGUCGCAGCUGUGUGACUUCCUGGUGGCUUUUGUGACAGCCUUUGGAGCGGAGCCGCUCCAGAGACCCAAUGGCUGGAUGGACUUCACAGUGUCGAAAACGCUGAUGCCAAACGACUUGGAGCAGGUGCUUGAGCGCGAGGUCUAUCAGGAACGUUCCCAUCAGCGCUAUGCGAAGGUUCUCUUCCCAGCGCUCGGCGAUGAUUUGAGCCAUGAGCCGCGGGUGCUGGACGUGGGUGGGGGCGAUGGACACAUGGCUCAGUGGUGGUCGCGGGAAGGCUGCGAGGUGCACCUCUUGGAGGUGGACGCAAAGUUGGUGGCUGAAGCGCAGAUGCGCCUGGGAAAGGAGCGGGUCACCCUGCACGAUGGCAAAUCCUCGUGGCCCUAUGCAGAUGGUUGCUUUGACGUCUGCCUGCUGCUUUUCGUUCUUCACCACAUCCGUGACGCCGUUGAGACGACCCUGCGGGAAGCGGCGCGCGUGGCAAGGAGAGUGCUCGUUUUGGAAGAUCAACCGCGCACGGCUGCGAGUCGAGACUUGGUGAACCUGGCGGUGCAGGUCACAGCUCAACACUUCCGACCCUUUGGGCAAGAUCCGCAAGUGUACAUGCAGAACAUCCGCCCUGACGUCGUGUGGAGGAAGCUCUUCCACGAAGCUGGUCUACAGUGCGUCCGCCAGGUGGAGAUCUGUGGGACCCUCCAACAUCCUGUGCCGCACACCUUCUACGAGCUCGCAUCGGUCACAAAAAAAAAGCGAAGCGCUCGCUGCGCUCGCUGA